AUGGCUAAGAGGUCAGCUUCUACUGCCUUUGAUACGGAAGAACCUAGUCAAUCAAAAAAAGAAGGAAAGAAGCAUUCUUUAGAUUCUGAUGAAGAAGAUAGUGGCGCAGAAGAAGAAAAGAAUAAUGUCCUUAAUGCUGACGAUAUUGAAGGUGAAGAAGAAGGAGUCGGAGGAAUGGAAGGUGAAAUAACAAUAACCCCAUUUAAUAUGAAAGAAGAACUAGAAGAAGGACACUUUGAUACUCAAGGACAUUACCAUUGGAAAAAAGAAAAAGAAAUCCGUGAUGGAUGGCUGGACAAUAUAGAUUGGGUUAAAGUUAAGGGUCGACCUGAAGAUAAGUAUAAAGUUGAUAAAGAUGGUGAUAAAGAACUUUAUGAGGAUACUGAAAGUGAAGAAGAGGAAUCUGAAGCUAAAUUUAAUAUCAUUGACAAUUAUAAAGAGAUUUUAGAACACAUGAAGCCAAAGGAAACAAUUGCAAAAACAUUACAAAGACUUGGUGCUGGUUUGAAGAUCUCAAGUGCAGAGCGGUGGAAAAGAAAAAAAGCAGGUAUUAUUGAUGAAAGUAGUAAAACAGUUACUAGAAUAACAGAACUUGCCAACCAGAUUCUUACCAAAACUGGUAAUAUGGAUAUUUAUCAGGAAACUUAUGAAAAAAUUAAUUCCAUAAUAAAUAAAGAUAGUAAGAAAAAGCAAGAUGCUGAAUUAGACAUGUAUGCUGAUGACUUUGAUCAGAAGGAAAAGCAGUGCAUAGACAACAAAAACUCAACAUCUGAAAAUAAUGAGGAUAGUGAUGGACCAGAGGAAGUUAAAUGGGAGUUUAAAUGGAAUCAAAAUGAUGACUCUGAGAUUUCUGGUCCCCAUUCAACAGAACAAAUGCAAAAGUGGGCAGCAGAAGGCUAUUUCAAAACUGGUGUAUGGGUUCGAAGACAUGGCAAAGACAGCCAAUUUUAUAGUUCCAACAGAAUGGAUUUUGAACUAUAUAUGUAA
Molecule: messenger RNA, 987 nt
Organism: Parnassius mnemosyne (clouded apollo)
Lineage: Eukaryota; Metazoa; Arthropoda; Insecta; Lepidoptera; Papilionidae
Source: the annotation of a GenBank genome assembly